CACAGCCGCUCUCUGUCGGCGGGAUGGACGUGUUCUCCGGGGCCCCUGGAUCCACCCUCAGCACAGCGCUGCAGCGGGACAAGCCAGGCCUGACAUGACAGCACCGGGACGGGAGAAGAAGUCCCCCCCGCCGCCACGGCUAACCGUCCGCCCCGAGGCGGUGUUAGCUGUGGGUCGAUACGCCCUGCUCGCCGCCGUGUGCGCCGUCUGCUACAGCAGCUCUCUCCACGGAGAGUUGGUGCACGACGAUGUGUGGGCUAUCAUCAACAACCCGGACGUCCGACCCGGCUCCAGCCUCAAGAACGUCUUCAGCAACGACUUCUGGGGCAAGAGGAUGGCGGACAACACGAGCCACAAGUCCUACAGACCGCUGUGCAUCCUCACCUUCAGGUUGAACAUCCUGCUGGGCGGCAUGACGCCUCUCUACUUCCACAUCAUCAACGUGUGUUUGCACUGCGCUGUAACCUGCCUGCUCAUGCACACGUGUGAGCGCUGCGUGUUUGAAGACUCACGCCUGGCCUUUGUCACAUCACUUCUGUUUGCUGUGCACCCCAUCCACACCGAAGCUCUCCUCUCUGCUCCAGAGGAUAAAAAAAAAAAAAAUUCAAAGCACCCUGCCAAGGCAGUAAACCUAGGGGAAACACUGCUGUAUAUUCAUCAACUGCUCUGCUGCCGCGACCACGAGGCUUCACUUGGACUUCGUCCAGAGGAAGGUAAGAGUGCUGUUUUACAUCUCAAACUAUAUUUCUGUCAGCGUAAAGUUAAUGCUUGUUUAUUUUCGCUACGACGAACUUUUCCUUUGCAUUAAACGUUAGAGUCUGAACGGCUACGACUGUAACGGACGAGUCCCGCGACCUGCAUAGAAGGAAUAUGGACGAGGUGACGCACUUUUCGAGCUAACAGCUAGCUAGUAACAUGACAAAGUAAAUGGCGUCUUAAUCAGUGUUUGAAGUAGCCCGCUUCAAAGUAACGCGUUACAGUAAUCAGAUUACUUUUGUCUGUAAUGCAGUAGUGUAACGCCUUACUGUUGGUUCGGCGGUAUUCCCAUUACAGUUACUAAGCACGAAAUGAGCUUGUUCCUUGCAUUACUUUUACGGUCUUCGUCUAUCACUAUCUGCAUAACGGGUAGAUAGAAACAUAAAUCUAAGCUAUGCUAACGAAUAUAAGGAGCUUUUUCUACAACCAGGUGGA
This is a messenger RNA of Trematomus bernacchii (emerald rockcod), 1191 nucleotides long. RefSeq names its product protein O-mannosyl-transferase TMTC1-like. Gene Ontology annotation, biological process: protein O-linked glycosylation via mannose. The coding region runs from base 95 to 808 and encodes 237 amino acids. The transcript is spliced from 3 exons. NCBI's taxonomy places the organism in Eukaryota, Metazoa, Chordata, Actinopteri, Perciformes, Nototheniidae. The record is from RefSeq and is a predicted model, not a curated record. Gene Ontology annotation, molecular function: mannosyltransferase activity.